CAGACUUGGGAGAAACACCAGAGCCUCCUCCAAGAUGCUGGUGGUCCUGUUCACAGCGGUCUUGCUAACCCUGAGCUAUGCUCAGGAACCAGAACUUCAGAGCCUAGACCAGACACCAAAUCAGAAACCACCUCCACCAGGAUUCCCACCAAGACCACCUGCUAAUGGGAGCCAGCAAGGCCCACCCCCACAAGGAGGCCCACAACAGAAACCACCUCAGCCUGGAAAGCCCCAAGGCCCACCCCCACCAGGAGGCCCACAGCAGAAACCCCCUCAGCCUGGAAACCAACAAGGCCCACCCCCACCAGGAGGCCCACAACAGAAACCACCUCAGCCUGAAAAGCCCCAAGGCCCACCCCCACCAGGAGGCCCACAGCAGAGACCUCCUCAGCCUGGAAACCAACAAGGCCCACCCCCACCAGGAGGCCCACAGCAGAAACCCCCUCAGCCUGAAAAGCCCCAAGGCCCACCCCCACCAGGAGGCCCACAGCAGAAACCACCUCAGCCUGGAAAGCCCCAAGGCCCACCCCCACCAGGAGGCCCACAGCAGAGACCUCCUCAGCCAGGAAACCAGCAAAGCCCACCACAAGGUCCCCAAUUGGACAGACCACAGGGAUCUUUCCAGAGUUUGGGUCCUCAGUAAACCAGAAUCCUCUGAAAGGU
Messenger RNA from Rattus norvegicus (Norway rat), 663 nucleotides. It is a transcript of the gene Prp25l1, whose product is annotated as acidic proline-rich protein 25-like 1. The transcript is spliced from 4 exons. NCBI's taxonomy places the organism in Eukaryota, Metazoa, Chordata, Mammalia, Rodentia, Muridae. The coding region runs from base 35 to 643 and encodes 202 amino acids. Gene Ontology annotation, cellular component: extracellular region. The record is from RefSeq and is marked provisional.